Stomoxys calcitrans (stable fly) is the source of this 3609-nucleotide messenger RNA. RefSeq names its product innexin shaking-B (gene shakB). Lineage: Eukaryota; Metazoa; Arthropoda; Insecta; Diptera; Muscidae. Bases 1912 to 3030 code for a protein of 372 amino acids. The transcript has 7 exons. The record is from RefSeq and is a predicted model, not a curated record. Gene Ontology annotation, molecular function: gap junction channel activity. Gene Ontology annotation, cellular component: plasma membrane; gap junction.
AAAUUGGCGGCAUUGUGAACGGGCGCGUCUGGUCUAGAUUGUUUUUCUGCCGUGCUUGGGUCGCGUUAAAUGUUUGUUUUAUUUUGACUUCUCGGCGUCCACACUCGCAUUCAUAAGUUUUAUGAACUAAAGUGGAACAGUUUAUUUUUUGGUGUAUUUUUUUCGAAAGUUUAUUGUGUUGGCGUACAACAGAGUAGCGCGUAAAAACUCGCAUGUGUGCUGGCUGUGGUGUGUUCCAUUGAAAUUGAAGAUAAAAAAGGAGAAAAACCAUCUUGCAUGCGUGGUGCCCAUACGCCUGCCUGCUGCUAGCAUUUUAUCCAAAAAGAACAGAACACCCAGCCUUCAACAGCCGAGAAAAGUGAAAAACUUGAGAAAAUUGCCCAAAUAAACAGCCAGACAGACGUAGCACUAAAAAAGUACGAAAUACAAAGAAGACCAGACGGCGGAGGUGUGCAUACGGUGUGUACAUGUGUACUCGUGUCGAUCGUGACGAUCGUGAAUUUUUUCUCUUCUCCUCUUCCAACAAUUCUUUAUUUACACAACAUGCCGCCCCACGGAAAAGUUCAGCUGCUUUCCGAAAAAUUGUUUUAAUUUCCAUUUAUUUUGUUUUGAUUUUGCUUUGCCUAUUGAGUGUAUGUGAGUGCGUAUGCAUGUGCGUUGCCCUGUGCGUUUCGCUUGUGGUGCGUGCCUUAUGUCCCAACUACCAAAAUGCGGGAGUAUAAUUAUCGAAAUUCUAUUUUCUGUACGAAAAUUGUUCUAAAAAAAUUAUAAUGUUCCUUGCUUUCGCACUUAAAUCAAAAACAAAAUAAAGUGGCCGCACCAACAAAGCCCUCAAAAAAUGAAACAAAUUAUACAACAAAAAAAGAAUAUGUAUAUGUUCAAAAGAAGAUACACCAUAAAGUCGUCAACGGAAAAAUGUUUGAGAGCAGUUAUGACAUUAACUUUAAGAGCAACAAUAAAUGUAAAAUACAGUUUAUUAGUGGUUUCCCCCUCUGCAAAAGGGAAACACUAAAACCAUGUGAUAAUCAAAGAAAACCAAGAAAUAAACGAGCAUAGCAGUGCCUUAUAUACACUUGUUUUGUGCCAUACAAUUUCAAGUAUUCUGCGUCAUCAAUAAGAACAGAAUCUCAAUUAAAAUGUGAAAUUCACAUGGAAACACAACAUAUACAAGCAGCAAGAAGUACGCGCAAAAACUACAACGAAUACCAUUUUGUAGAAACUAGACGACUUUUUACAAAAUACAACAAAGUGAAUAUCAGCAAAAACCUCACAGCAGCACCAAAACUACGACGAAGACAACAGCAAACGUAAAAAAAGAAAAUCUUACUAAAAUGCAAAAGUCCAUAAAAUCCAAACAAACAAAUUUUUACAUAAUAAACAAACACGACCACAACGACAGCUACGAUAAUAUUGCCGUAUUGAAAUUCCAUUUGAAUUGUUUAUUUGAAAAAUACACAAAAUCAACGACAACAGCAACAGAAACAACGAAAUUGAAGGAAAAAUGCAAGAUAAUUGCAUUACGAUUUAAAAGUAACGACAACAAAGAUUAUAGUGCGAAUAAAAUCCAAAACGAAUAUUUGUGUUGGCUACAAUUAACUAUGGAAGUGCCUAGAAAAAGAAAGUAUCCAAAAUUAUCAAAGUCCCUGAGAAUACAGCGAUAAUCCCAAAGUGGUUAAGAUCACAAAAAGACUUUUAAAACCCAGCUUAGAUUUAUUCCCAAAGAAAACGUCUUUAAAACGAGUACAACUUGCACUUAUUAAAGCUUUCCCCUGCCAACGAGUGUCUGUGUUUGAGCGGGUGUAUGUGUAUGAGAGUGAGAGGGAGCGACAGAGCUUGCGUUUGUUCUCUACGCCCGGCUCUCAAUCUCCUGCAUCGCGUGUGUAAGUGUGUCCGUACGUCUAUCUACGAACAAUGUUAGAUAUAUUCCGUGGAUUGAAAAACCUUAUAAAGGUCAGUCACGUUAAAACCGAUUCUCCAGUAUUUCGCUUGCAUUACUCUAUAACUGUGAUGAUAUUGAUGUCCUUCUCCCUAAUCAUAACCACACGCCAAUAUGUCGGUAAUCCCAUCGAUUGUGUUCAUACCAAAGAUAUUCCAGAAGAUGUUCUCAACACAUACUGUUGGAUUCAUUCCACGUAUGCGCUCAAAAGUUAUUUUAACAAGAAACAAGGAAUAUCCGUACCCUAUCCGGGUAUUGGAAAUUCCGAUGGUGAUUUGCACGAGAAGAAGCAUUACAAAUACUACCAGUGGGUGUGUUUUUGCCUAUUUUUUCAGGCAAUAUUAUUUUAUACACCAAGAUGGCUGUGGAAGUCUUGGGAAGGUGGCAAAAUUCAUGCACUUAUCAUGGACUUAGAUAUAGGAAUCUGUUCCGAAGCCGAGAAAAAACAAAAAAAGAAAUUACUUUUAGAUUAUUUAUGGGAAAAUCUAAGAUAUCACAACUGGUGGGCGUACAGAUACUAUGUUUGCGAGUUGUUAGCACUCAUCAAUGUGAUAGGUCAAAUGUUUCUUAUGAAUCGAUUUUUCGAUGGCGAAUUUAUGACAUUUGGCUUAGAUGUGAUACAAUAUAUGGAGGCCGAUCAGGAAGACCGUAUGGAUCCCAUGAUAUACAUAUUCCCUAGAAUGACCAAAUGUACAUUUUUUAAAUAUGGUUCGAGCGGGGAGGUGGAGAAACAUGAUGCUAUAUGCAUAUUGCCAUUAAAUGUUGUUAAUGAAAAAAUAUAUAUUUUCCUUUGGUUUUGGUUUAUAUUAUUAACAUUAUUGACAUUAUUAACAAUUAUAUACAGGGUGGUUAUUAUAUUUUCACCACGUAUGAGGGUGUACUUAUUUCGUAUGAGAUUUAGGUUAGUGCGUCGAGACGCUAUAGAAAUAAUCGUUCGUCGUUCAAAGAUGGGCGAUUGGUUUUUAUUGUAUUUAUUAGGUGAAAACAUAGAUACGGUUAUAUUUCGAGAUGUUGUACAGGAUUUAGCCAAUCGUUUAGGACAUAACCAACACCACAGGGUGCCUGGACUAAAGGGCGAAAUUCAGGAUGCAUGAUAUUGGGAGUAUUAGAAACCAUACAAAAUGCAAACUGUUGUCUCCAUCUAAAAAAACAGUAAAACUUCAAUGAAACGAAAAAUACCAAAAAACACACACAAAAAACAGAAACACAAAUGAAAACAUAAAUCAAUAUGUAUAAGAAACAAUGCUGCCAACUUGCUUUUUUAUUAGCAAAAUUUACAAAACGGAAACCGAAUGCCACAUUAACAACUUCAUCAAUUUCAACAACAUCAAUAGAAACCAAGUAAUCAACAACAACAGCAACCGCAAGGAUGGCUAAGGACAGAAAAACAAAGAGCUUACAAGAAUCAUUGUACGGAUGAAACGCACAAAAAAAACCCCAAGACCACAGAUAAUUCUCCAAUCAAGCUCCAGUCCUUCAACGGUCAAACCUGCCAUCCUUGAGAAGCAUACAUACAUAUAUAAAUAGUACAGACAGUCACAUCACAUCAAAGGGCUCCUACACCAGCUAAAAUGACGGGAAAAUUCACAUCAGAAGAAGUUUUUUGUUUUUUUAAAAUGCCAUCAACACUUUAAGCUAAGGAUCGAUAUAUAAAUAUCUAUAAUACCAUACAA